This is a messenger RNA of Sphaerulina musiva SO2202, 998 nucleotides long. RefSeq names its product signal peptidase 22 kDa subunit. Gene Ontology annotation, cellular component: membrane; signal peptidase complex. The record is from RefSeq and is a predicted model, not a curated record. Gene Ontology annotation, biological process: protein targeting to ER. The transcript is spliced from 2 exons. The coding region runs from base 100 to 867 and encodes 255 amino acids. NCBI's taxonomy places the organism in Eukaryota, Fungi, Ascomycota, Dothideomycetes, Mycosphaerellales, Mycosphaerellaceae.
CUUCCCCAAGGUCAGUCACUUCCUUUGGUGAAGGCGACUUGUGGAUUGUUCAGUGCCAGCUGGAGGUGUACUUGGAAUUACACCAACACCGCGUCCAUCAUGCAUUCCACUUUAGUCCGCGUGCAGAACGUCUUUGGCUUCUUCACAUCCGUGGCCUUUGCCGUCGCAGCAGCCAUCGCCGUCAGUGUCCUGCUGAGUCCGCAGAACCCAUCGGCCAGUCUGGAGCUGAAGAAUGUCCGAGUAGUCAAAGGCCGACCACACUACUACAGCACCAAACGCGAAGAAUACGCUCACGUCACCUUCGACCUCGAAGCCGACCUCUCCUCCCUCUUCAACUGGAACACCAAACAAGUCUUCGCCUACAUCACCGCCUCCUACCCCUCCGACAACCCCCAAAACGUACCCGACUCCGAAGUCGUCGUCUGGGACGCCAUCAUCCCUUCCGACUACGCCCCGCUACACCAAAACACCUACAUCCACCCCACCACCACCAUCGGAAAGGACGGCAAGAAGAAGAAAAAGACUUUCUCCAAAAAAGAACGCGCUCUGGGUCUCGCAGGAAAGGCCUAUCCCGAGGGAACUUCACCCGGAAUUUUGCGCCUGCAAGACCAAAAACCCAAAUAUCAAAUCACGGAUGUCUCGGGCAAAAUGGCCGAGAGGCCCUUUGCGACUUUGACACUACAUUGGAAUGUGCAACCGUGGGUCGGACUGUUGACAUGGACGAAUUUCCAGACGUAUGGACGAUGGCAAGGGCUACAGGGAGGGAUUUCGGAGGUGUUUAGUUUUCCUGCUGUCAAGGAGGCGGUCAAGAAGGAGGAGUUGAAGACGGAAACGGGUGGGGAGAGUAAUCGGGGGAAACCUGCGUAGUGGUACCUACCUACACAGGGACGAAGAGAGAGAAAAAAAAAGAUAAAGGUAGGUAUAUAUUGGUUGGUUGCGGAAUGGAUAGGUUACCUUACCUUGUCCUCUGUUUCUCUUCAUGUGAAUGAACAACAGCC